AUGUCUCAAAAUCUACAGACCAUAGCGCAAGAGGCUUUGGACACGAUGCAGAUAAAGGCAGAGGAAAACACAACUAUGAGAGGCGAAGACAAGUUGAACAGCUUCAGCAGCGGAAAUGAAUUCGGCACGUCUUAUGAGCACUCAACUGGUGACGACAAAAGCAGUCAGGCACCAUUGGAAGAACACCACACUGAGUCGGGACGUAUGACACCAUGUCCCAUUGAUGCGGGAACGCCACCGACGCAGAUGGAGGCAUCCGAACCAUCAACGCCGGCUCAUGGGGCAGAAGUCCCGGAGGUUCUAGACCAAAAGGAUGGUGCCUCUUCUUUGGACUUUACGGCACCUACUGUAUCACCAAUUUCUGCUGCUCAUGAUGAAACUCUAGAUGCGCUAUUCGAAAUCGACGAGGACUAUGAGAACCAGCAUGAAAAGCAAAGCGCGAAUCCGAGCAACGCGAUCUCUUUGCCGACUGGGCCCAUAAAUACUCCAAUUCUUCAAUUGAGCACUAUACGCGAUUCAAGUGUGGAUGCAGGCAUUGAUGGAGGCACAUCAGAUGGGAACCGAGGCCCGCGAAGUACUAGCCCAACCACAUCUAUCGCAUCGUCGGAAGACAUUACCGUCGAGACUCAACUACGGUCUGGCAGCAUAUCAGAAAAGGUAGCAACGCAAGAUUUGGACCUGGGAAGUCCCCAAGAGGAUACAAAUAGUAACAGUAUUACUCUCUCAGAACCUGCUGUGUCGAAUACAGAGAAUUCAAAAGGCUCGGGCGUGGAGUACGUUGACCAUGAAAACGACCAGACAGUGAAAGAAGAGCACGAGACUACAGAGUUGCCCGAAUUUGGCGAAAUACAAAAUACAACUCGAUACGAUGAAUUGGAGACCAGAGUUCCAGUCGCUUUCAUGGAAGUAUCACCCAGGGACUACAUUCAACCAUCAGACCAAGAUAGCCAUAAGGAUCAUGAUAUCUUGGUUUCACCCGACGCGGAUCUGGCUCAGCAGGUAGUCCAUGACAGCGCAGUGGACAACCCAAAAUCAAACAGCAUGACAGAUACAGAGAUUAAUGACAGGAAGGAUACUCAAUUGCCAGAUACAGAUGUCAAUGGGGAUUCUGAGCCGCAAUUGACUCCACCAAAACUAGAGCCGGACGCCAACGUUGGACAAGAAAGCGCAGAGGAACCGCGGGAAUACCAAGAAACGCUUUCGAGGAAGGUACUUGACAAAGAAGAAAUCCAAAAGCCAGAAGAGAAUCCAGAGCCUGAUGAGGGAGGCUUGCAACCCACAGAGCAACCAGACCUAGAGAUUGAAGCCACAAAGCCCAAAGUGCGAAAGCCGCUCCCAACGGCCCCGGUAAAGAGUAACGCGCCAAAGAAGGCACCCACUCCAAAGGGACCCAGGAAGAGGAAGCUAGGAAUCUACGAAUACUCGUGGGAGUCGGACCCCGAGAGCUAUCCCAAGAAGAGCAAGAUAGCAUGUCCGCAGCCCGACGCCAAGGGCAAGAAGCCGCCGGCAACGGCCAGAACGGGUACAAAGAAGCGGCAGCGAGAGGCUUCCGAGGCCGAGGGUGCUGCGUCGGAUGACGAGGCGUUGGCUGGCAAGAAGGCUGCAUCUAAUAAGAAACCCCGUGUUCCAAAGGUCAAGGAAAUAAAGGCAGACAAGAAAUCUGCCCCGGAGAAAAAGACGCCACAGAAGCGCGGGCCAAAGCCUGGGUCCAAAAAGACAAAGAAGGUCGAGGAAGUCAAGCCUGUCGUUGAUACAGAUUUUGAAAAUGAUUCGGAAUUUGUCGUGGAAGGUGAUGAAGAGGGGGAUUCCGAGGACGAUUGA
Messenger RNA from Pestalotiopsis fici W106-1, 1821 nucleotides. RefSeq lists its product as uncharacterized. The transcript has a single exon. Lineage: Eukaryota; Fungi; Ascomycota; Sordariomycetes; Amphisphaeriales; Sporocadaceae. The coding region runs from base 1 to 1821 and encodes 606 amino acids. The record is from RefSeq and is a predicted model, not a curated record.